UUUCGUCUUAUUUUUUUUUUUUUUUUUUUUCACUUGUGUCAAGACUUGAUCCGGCCCAGGCCAGUGCAAAGUGAACUAUCGACCGGCUGUGACGUGUCUCUCAGACUGCGUACACUCCACACACUCUUCAUUUUAAUAUCCAUCAAAGGGAAAAGAAAAAAAAAAGUUGAGUGUUUCCUACCUUGUUUUUUCUCCAAGUGUUGUUUCUUCGUUGUGAUUCAAGUGUAAAGAUCAUCGAGGAAAGUCGAAAACACAUCAGCGUGGAGUGGUUGACCAUCGGUGCUGCUGAUCACUGGGCAUCAUCAGCAGCAGCAGCAGUCGACAAUAGCAACAAGGACGACAUCUUGAAUUACGUUUUCGAAUUGAAUCAUCGUCUGCUAGAGUCGUGUGGAAACUCGAAAAUUGAUAAUUCUGCCAACAUCAUGGCCUACCUGGCCAAAGGCAACCCGUACGCCAUGAACAUGGGAGUCGGCAUGGGCCCAGUAGGACUUCAUCAUCAUCACGCUCAGGUGGGCGUCGGCGGCGGUGGAAUGCCCGGUCUGGCCGGUUUGGCUAUGCCUCCGUCGGCCAUGGACCCGCUCCACUCGGCCGUCGGGUUCCCUCCAGGUAUGGACCGACCAUGGAGUAACGGAGCUGGAAGGAAACAGAGGCGAGAACGGACGACGUUCACUCGUGGCCAACUGGAUGUUCUUGAAUCAUUAUUCGCUAAAACUCGUUAUCCGGACAUAUUCAUGCGCGAAGAAGUGGCUCUCAAAAUCAACCUGCCUGAAUCUCGUGUCCAGGUUUGGUUCAAAAACAGACGGGCCAAGUGUCGCCAACAGUCGCAGCAGCAGCAACAGCAACAACAGCAGCAGCAAAAUUCCGGCGGAGGGUCUGGUGGUAGCAAGAGCACCGGAACACCGAGGCCUAAGAAGAUCAAGAACUCGCCGGGCAGCCCCGUUUCGAACCGCCAACAACAGCAACAACAACAACAACAAUCGUCGAUCAUCAAUUCGACUCCGAGUCAGCCGGGUCUUGGCCUGCAGCAACAACAGCAGCAAAUUCAGCAGCAGCAACAACAACAACAACAUCAAACGAAGAUGCAUCGCGAUUGCAGUCCGCCUUCCUCGCUUCCCCUACACUCUCCGCACACGCCGUCGUCGUCUGUAACGCCUACACCGACGCCUCCACCGUUAGGUGCCGGCGGAUUGACGGGCGGUUACGGCACGAUGGUGGCCGGUAUGGUUGACGUCUCUACACACGCUUCUACUGGCGGAGGUGUAGGCAGUGUCGGUGGAGGUUAUGGAAAUGGCGGCAAUACGAAUUUCUGGGGCGGACACGAUUUUCACGUUCCUUCGCCGCAACGGGCCGGCUCUUACGGCCUCGCCGCUGGACCUAAAAUGACGGGGUCGAAUUCGUCGGUCGGCACUCCGAUGAGCGGUUCCAUGGGCUCGUUUUCGUCACCUAGUUCGAUGCACGGCAUGUCCCCAAUGGGUAUGAUGCCAACCGGUUAUCCAUCACCCAACCCGAGUCCGGCCGGAUGCUACGGUGUAGCUACGGCUGGAGGAUACGCGGCUGCUGCCGCUGCCGCCGCCAAUGCGGCUCCUUAUUACAGUAACGUCGGCAUGGACUACCACCAUCACCACCACAGUACCCAUUCCAUGGCCAGUCAUCAUCAUUCCAUGGGAUCUUACGGACAGAUGUCUAGUUACCCGGGAUCGGCUCAAUCGGCCUAUGCCAGCGCUUCGGCAGCCGCUCAGGCGGCCGUCCAGGCGAAUCAUCAUCACGGCGGUGGUGUCGUCAUCGGCAACGGCCGACCGACUGUUCCUAGCGGCGGAUCGCAACAGCAACAGCAGCAAGACUGUUUGGAUUACGAGGCCAAAUUUCAAGUGCUGUGAGCGUUUGAGUUUUUAUUUCACAAUUUUCGUGUAUAGAUCCUGAAAUAUUCUUCAUUUACUUUCUCUCUCCUUAUGUGUGUGUCUUUCCCGACGUCAUUUUUGUUUUUAUGUGAUGACUUUGAAAAAAAAAACAUUAACUUACACAGAAAAAGAGAUCAAAUAGUGUCUUCCCCCCCUCAUCUUUCGAUUUUGCCCUUGAAUCCCCGCCCUUUAUAUUUUUUUUUCUUUUAGAAUUAUCUUGGAUUUUUUUUUUUUUUUUUUUUUUUUUUUUUAUGUGACCAUAUUUUCUUGACUACGGAUUUAAAGAGAAUUUGAAACUGGGGAUGAGAAAACAAAAAUUCAUUUAUCGAUAUUAAUUGUCAUUUUCUUCCUGUCUCGUCUCUUCGUGUUUCCAGCUGCCCCACCCGAUUUAUUUUAUAUCCCCGAAUUCUUUCCUUUUAAAAACAAAAAAAAAAAAAACAAGAACUGUAUAUUUUGAUUGAAUAUGAAAAAGGCAAGACAAUUAUUUGGAUUUGAAAAAAAAAAAAAAUUGUUAUGGUUUUUAAUUAAUUUCGUGUUUUUGGGGGGGACGAGAGUUAAGUCUGAUGUUCUGGAUGUGUUUUUCUUUUCCAAAAGGGGUGGGGGAUGUUCAAUUCAAAUCUUGGUAUUUAUUUUUUUGGGAAAGAAAUUCCUAAAUGAGAAAAUUUGUUGAUUAUAGCUCAAAAUGUUUUUUUUCUUUGAUUUGAUUGUCGUCUUUCUGUGUGUGACAUUUUCUUUUCAAUCGAUUGAAACUUGUAAAUAUUUUUCGGGAUAAACUGAACAUUGAGUUGAUUCAUUUUUUGUUUUUUCGUCUUGUGUGUUGCAUUUGUUUCACUUUCCUAUUCGAAGAAAAACAAAACAAAAAUGGACAACAUUUCAUUUCUGAUUGCGUCAUAUCACGUAAACAAUUUCCCUGUCUUAUCGAUCGUCAUUUGUUUCUUGUUUUGAUGAACAAAAAGUGUCGCAUUCCGAGUCAUUUCAAUUCCCUCCCACAAUUGCGUGUGUGUAUCUAAUAUUUUUCGUUUGUGAUGUGUGUCUCAAUUUUUAACUUCCCAUUUUUUGUGUGUAUGUGUGUGUGUGUGUGUGUGUGACAAAAAAAAAAAAAGAACCGAUCAAAAAAAAAAAAAAUGAAAAAAAAAAAAAAUAUCAAUCGUAUCCAUUUCCGCACAUUUCCAUUUUGGUUUUUGCCAUCAACUCAUUUCACCCUGGAACAUUUUUUGGACCCCGUUUCUCGAUGGCGUUCGUCUCAACUCUUCUUAUUUGAAAUAUAUAUAAAUAUAAUAUUAUAACAAUUUUUUCCUCGGAUACUAUCACACACAAUACACAAACAAAAUUCG
Molecule: messenger RNA, 3232 nt
Organism: Daphnia carinata
Lineage: Eukaryota; Metazoa; Arthropoda; Branchiopoda; Diplostraca; Daphniidae
Product: homeobox protein OTX1-like
Exons: 4
Coding region: 423-1877 (484 amino acids)
Biological process (GO): regulation of transcription by RNA polymerase II
Cellular component (GO): nucleus
Molecular function (GO): RNA polymerase II cis-regulatory region sequence-specific DNA binding; DNA-binding transcription factor activity, RNA polymerase II-specific
Source: RefSeq, a predicted model, not a curated record